Pieris rapae (cabbage white) is the source of this 2421-nucleotide messenger RNA. Its product is annotated as estradiol 17-beta-dehydrogenase 11. Gene Ontology annotation, cellular component: lipid droplet. Bases 263 to 1348 code for a protein of 361 amino acids. NCBI's taxonomy places the organism in Eukaryota, Metazoa, Arthropoda, Insecta, Lepidoptera, Pieridae. Gene Ontology annotation, molecular function: oxidoreductase activity, acting on the CH-OH group of donors, NAD or NADP as acceptor. The transcript is spliced from 7 exons. The record is from RefSeq and is a predicted model, not a curated record.
AUUUACUAGCGUCUACGCUCAGUCGAUUCACAGCAUCGCGCGCUGUUGCCGGCCAGUCAGACACGACGACCCAGCAGCCGCGCGGAUCGCCUUCCAAAUUCAAAUUACAGUUUAUUUUUAUUUUUUUAUAAUCGUCUGUCUUGACUGCUUUAUCAAGAUCAUCGAAUUUGAAGACAGAUUAUAGUGAGUGUAAAUUAUCAAAGUGAUAAAAAAUUAUAGAUAAUAACGGUGAUGCGAUCAUAGAUAGUUAAAUACGGAAACAAUGAAUAUCGAAACGCAAGAAUACAUGAAUGGGUUAAGGCCGGGUCCUUUGACGAGAGAGAUACCAGAAUGUAUGAGGAACAAAUACACUUUAGUUCAAGCGAUUUUCGAGCUUAUUGUCACUCUAGUGACGGCACUUGGACACUUAUUUUACGAAAUAUACAAAUCAAUAUUUAGAGACCCGAAAAAGGACUUGAAGGGUCAAAUUGCCUUGAUAACUGGAGGUGGAGGUGGCUUAGGAAGCCUUAUAGCAUUGCGGCUCGCCAGGCUCGGAUGUGUCAUCGUACUUUGGGAUAUAAAUAAGCAAGGCUUGGAAGACACCGUGAAGUUAGUUAAAGGUGUCGGUGGCAAAUGCUUCGGCUAUGUAGUAGACCUGGCUGCUCGUGAUGACAUCUAUCGGGUGGCUAAACAGGUCAAGAAGGAAGUUGGAACUGUGUCGCUCCUCAUAAACAAUGCAGGAGUGGUAUCGGGUCAGUAUCUUUUGGAGACGCCAGAUCAUCUCAUUCAGAGGACCUUCGACGUUAAUAUCUUAGCACAUUUCUGGACGGUCAAAGCUUUCAUACCAGAUAUGAUAGACAGCAACCACGGGCAUAUAGUAACCAUAGCAUCGAUGGCUGGACAUGUUGGAGUUCCAAAACUCGUGGACUACUGUGCCUCCAAGUCGGCUGCUUGUGGUUUCGAUGAAGCCCUGAAGGUGGAGCUAGAUUCAAAGGGAAUAAAGGGAGUCCGCACGUCAUUGAUAUGCCCGUACUUUAUCAGGGCAACUGGAAUGUUCGAAGAAGUAAAGUCAAGGAUCGUCCCUCAGCUGAAUUCCAAUGACGUAGCAGAUAGAGUGGUCUACGCUAUACGGACGAACGAAAAUGUCGCAGUCAUCCCCAGCUACCUUCGAGUGCUGUUGCCGUUAAAAUGGGUGGUACCUUGGGCAUGCGUUUCUGAAUUCAUCCGAGGCUUAGUACCAGACGCAAUGCCAGCACCUAUGCCAUUGCCAGAAAGAAAACUUGAGGCAGAUAUUCUCAAACCAAACGGAAAAUUGGAGUCCCGCCCCAUGACCCUGAUACCACCAGCGAGAGAUGACCGACGUGUCUGACACUCUCUUGAUUAUUUCCAUGACUCUAUAGUGCCAAGGACACUUCUAAUAGUGUGCACUUUUGACUCUAGAAUUAUAUAUUAUUGUUCGGAACUAAGUAAAAUGUAAAGUUUUGUAUAAGUGGAGUCGAUAUCGCCAUGCAAAUUCGGCAAGUAUUGUUUAAAUUAAAGAAUAAAAAAGUAUCUGUAAACCCAUAAAAUAUCGACAUUUAUAUAUUACAAAAAAUGUUAAUGACCUUUUCUCGAUAUUUGACCACAUACUUGUUUUAAAUGCUAUUUAUAUAUACAAUAAUAUAAAUCUAAUUAGCUCAAAGCCUUAAACGACAAAUUAUAUCUGACAAUGUAUAAUGUCAUGUUGGUUUGACUUGAUGAAAAACCGUAUUAAAGGGUGCUUCUAAUAAAAUAUUUGGCGAAUAAAAUUUAGUUGAAUUAACUAUGGACCAAAAACAUUCCCUUAAGAAUAAUUAAAUAACCAUAGUAAGUAAACUUUAUUAAGACAUCUGAAUUGUACUAUCUUCAUGUAUAAUCUAGAUUGGUUUAUUUUUUAAUUAUGCUCACCAAAACCUAAGUAAUGGUGCAAUUUGAUAAGUGUCCUUAUUCAAAUAUAAUGUGUAAUUUAUAAAAUGUAUAAAUAUCUUAAAAUAACACCUUGAGUCAAUGAUCUGAACAAAUCAUUUACUUUUGACAUUGACAACGUCUUUAGAAUUUUAAACAAGUUGACGAAUUGAAAAUAAAUAAAUUCACUAAUGUACCUUUGGCUACAUUUAAAACAUUGUCAUCGAUCGUAAAAUAUUGACAUUUGAUACUAACAUUAAGUUAAGGAAUAAAAUAGUAAAGCUGUGGUACUUAGUCAAUAUGUUAACAGGAGAUUCUGGAUGUGAUUUCUAGUUGAAUAGUUUAUUUUAUGUCUCUUCAGAAAUGUUAAUUACUGCUAUAGUUGCAAAACCGCGCGUUAAAUCAAUAAAACAGCGGAGCAGUGUUGGCUUAGUGGCUUCAGCGUGCGACUCUCAUACCUGAGGUCGUAGGUUCGAUAUCCCGCUGUGCACCAAUGGGCUUUCUAUGUGCGCAUUUAAC